UUAAUUUGGUAAUAAUUUGGUUCAUACACUUGAAAGAGUUGUGUUGUGUGUGAAAUUAGUCAAUAAUAAUGACAGCCGUGAAUACUCGUAGAUAGAAAUAUAUAUGUGGGACCCUAUAUACCCACUUAUUAAUUAAUAAAUAUUGUGGCACACUUGUCCGUGCUACCUCGGCCUUGAGAAAACAACAGCACUGAGUUGACAGAUGCAUCCAUCAGAAUCGGUACUACAUGAACUGCAUUGCAUGCCUUCUCUUCCUUUCUUUCUCUCUCAUCAAAUGAAACAACUGAAUGAAACAAAACAGAAAUCAGAAAGAGAGAGAGAGAGAGAAAGGCCAACUCAUCCUAUUUAAACACAUAUUUCAAUCCCCAAAUUUGCCACCACUAAACCACCAAAGAAAACACAUAUUCAUGAGUUUCUGCACCAAUUUCUUCUUCAUAAUAACAUAGGCGUUUCCCCUUCUUCAUGCAUUUAUAAAUGUAGAUUGUUCUCUUACUUUCACAAAAGAUCAAAAUCGAAAAACCACCCUAGUGUGUUGAGUACAGUUUUCUAGCACUUUCUGCAGUUAAACCUAUAAAUCUUUCCAUUUUUAUGCUUCACACCAAAACCUCUCCAAAUAAAAAGAUAUACAGUUCAACAUAUAUAUUGUAAUACGUACUAGCAAUUAUAUAUAGUCAUAUGGAUGCCUUUGAUCCUUCAAUCACCCUACCUUUUCCUUACUCUUUCACUACAGCUAUCAGCAACAGAAGUAGUGAAACGAGCAGUAGCGCAAAUUCCAACAGUGUUCUCAACAUUGUUACUUCCACCUGGAUGGACGGCAGGAUUUGGAGCAGACUCCCUCAGAGGCUUCUCGACCGCGUGAUAGCUUUCCUUCCAGCACCCGCAUUUUUCAGAGCUCGCUGCGUCUGCAAGAGAUGGUACGCCCUCUUGUUCACCCCAUCCUUUCUCGAACUCUACCUACAAGUCUUACCACGCCGCCAUUGUUUCAUUUUCUUCAAGAAAAAAAAUAACCUCAAUAAUUAUGUCUACAAAUCAAACCGUGACAAUAAUAACGGAGAUCAUCCCCAAAACGACAAACCAUCAUCCCAAACAGCCGCCUGCGAGGGUUACCUCUUCGAACCUUAUGAGCUUUCAUGGUACAGAAUCUCUUUCCCCAACCUACUUCCUUCUGGGUUCUCUCCAGCUUCUUCUUCAGGCGGUUUGAUCUGUUGGGUAUCUUACGAUUCUGGUCCUAAAACCUUACUCCUCUGCAACCCAAUGGUAGGUUCGUUAACGCCGUUACCUCCAACGUUAAGAUCUCGUCUAUUCCCAUCCGUUGGCCUUGCGGUUACUCCCACCUCAGUAGACGUUACUAUAGCCGGGGACGACCUGAUCUCUCCGUACGCCGUUAAAAACUUAACGGCGGAAAGCUUCCACAUAGACGGAGGAGGGUUUUACUCCAUAUGGGGCACUUCCUCUUCUCUUCCAAGGCUGUGUAGUUUUGAAUCUGGUAACAUGGUUCACGUGGAAGGGAAAUUUUACUGCAUGAACUACAGCCCUUAUAGUAUUCUGGCUCACGACAUUUCUUCAAACAGUUGGUGGAAGAUUCAAGCUCCUAUGAGAAGGUUUCUGAGGUCUCCAAACUUGGUUGAGAGCAGAGGAAAGCUUCUUCUGAUUGCGGCCGUGGAGAAAAGUCAACUGAAUGUGCCGAAGAGCUUGAGAGUUUGGGGAUUACAGGCGUGCGGGACCACGUGGGUGGAGAUGGAGAGAAUGCCACAGCCACUUUACUUGCAGUUUGCUGAGGUUGAGAAUAAUGGGUUUCAUUGCGUUGGAAAUGGAGAGUUCAUAGCGAUCAUGAUUUUGGGAACAGAUCAGAAAAUGGUGUUGUUUGAUAUGAUGAGGAAGAGAUGGGAGUGGAUUCCUUCGUGUCCAUAUGUCCCUAUUGGAGGAGGUGAUCAGUUGCAUGGCUUCGCUUAUGAGCCCAGACUUGCCACGCCGGUCACUGGCCUUCUUGAUCAGCUCACUCUUCAGUCUUACAACCUAAAUGGCUAGCUAAUAAUAAUUAAGUAGCGUAAUUUAAUCUAUAUAUUGAAUAAUAUAGUAUCAAUUUCUGUGUUAAGUAGGAAUGUACGUGGCUGCUGAGACGUAAUACCACCGCGUUUUAAAUUAAUUAACAUUUAGGUUAGGAGGAAGUACUUUAUAAUGUAAUCAUAUAUGCUGCCAUGAAUAUUUGGUUAUGUCGAAUGUGCUGAUUAAUAUUAGUCCAAUAUUGUUGUGCUAAGAGCAUCUCCAGGAUAUACCAUUUUUAGU
Cannabis sativa is the source of this 2286-nucleotide messenger RNA. Its product is annotated as protein UNUSUAL FLORAL ORGANS. Lineage: Eukaryota; Viridiplantae; Streptophyta; Magnoliopsida; Rosales; Cannabaceae. Gene Ontology annotation, molecular function: protein binding. The record is from RefSeq and is a predicted model, not a curated record. Bases 676 to 2028 code for a protein of 450 amino acids. The transcript has a single exon.